AUGUCUGCAUAUUUCUUGAUAACACUGCUCUCUUUGCUACCGUCCCUUGUGUCCACCCUCAGAUGUCAUCAAAUCUCCACCGCUAAUCUGUCAAAUCCACCAGAGACACAAGCUACGGAAUGUAUUGCUGGAAGUUUAGCCUGCACUAAGUUAGUUGACUACACAGCAAAAACAUUUUCAAAGCAAUGUCAGCAGUUUAAUUGCACGGCCGGCUCUUUAAUGAACGCUCCAGCUCAAUGCACAAACACUUCACAGUUGGGUAGAGAGACUCUUAGCUGUUGCUGUUAUGGAGAUGGGUGCAACUCAGCGCCAACGAGCUGGAUGUGGACAACAUUUGGCACCAUGACAUUCUUCAUCUUCGGCAAGGCAUUAAUCCUGUAG
Necator americanus (New World hookworm) is the source of this 381-nucleotide messenger RNA. RefSeq lists its product as uncharacterized. Lineage: Eukaryota; Metazoa; Nematoda; Chromadorea; Rhabditida; Ancylostomatidae. The transcript is spliced from 4 exons. The record is from RefSeq and is a predicted model, not a curated record. Bases 1 to 381 code for a protein of 126 amino acids.